Molecule: messenger RNA, 1215 nt
Organism: Entamoeba invadens IP1
Lineage: Eukaryota; Evosea; Mastigamoebida; Endamoebidae
Product: Tropomyosin-1, putative
Exons: 2
Coding region: 1-1215 (404 amino acids)
Source: RefSeq, a predicted model, not a curated record
AUGAGUAAUUGGGACUUAAUACAAAGACAUGCCGUGCUUUCCUACGUCAACUCGCUAAUCGCCGAACAAGUUGAGUUGUCCACACUGACUAGUGGACAGUUAAUACAAAUUCUUGAAAUCCUCGCGAAGAAGAAGUGUGUUGUUAAAGCGUCUCGAAUGACUGUGACGACACGUGCGAGUCGAAUUCAAGAAAUUGAAACAGCAAACACUGCGCUUAAAUUUGCAAGAGAGAAUGGUGUUCGGUUAGUCUCAGUCGAAGCGGGGAAUAUCGUCAACCACGAUGAAUUUACACUCGUCUCUCUCUUUGUAGAAGCCAUUAAAAAGUUUAAAGGCCUUUCGAAAUUUGAAAUGAGAGACACUAUCGCUUGGGUCAGAGAGAAAACACAACUCCAAAUGAACAACUUUGUCUCCGAUUGGGCAGAUGGGUUUCUGAUGAAAUUUUUGUUUGCUUCGGAAACUCCUUUUGAGAAGUUUCAACAAUUUGGGAUAUGCCAAGUUGUUGAAGAGAAGAAUAUGGGCAAGGAAGAGUUCUCAAUGAUACUCCAAAUUAAAUUGAUAUACGAAAAGUUCAACGAAAUUAAUGAAGACAGAGACACUAUGCCUCAUUUGAAUGAUCAAAUGACUAAACUCUAUGAAAUUCGAAAUGUCGAAUUGCAAAAACAACACACGUACGUUAAUGAUGUGUGGCAACCAGUCGAAAUUAAGACCAACGACAAUGAAGAAAAACUUAACAAAGAAAAGGAAGAAGCUGAGUUGAAAGAGAAAGAAAGAAUUGCAAAAGAAGAAAAGGAAAGACUCGAGAAAGAGGCCGAGAGAUUAGAAAAUGAGCGCCUUGCUAAAGAAGAGCAACUUAAAAAAGAAGAGGAAAGACUUCAACAAGAGAAAUUGGCAAAAGAAGAGGCAGAAAGGAUUGAAAAAGAGCGUCUUAUUAAAGAGGAACAACUUAAGAAAGAAGAAGAACGACUUCAACAUGAAAGAGCAGAGAAAGAAGAGGCAGAAAGACUUGAAAAAGAACGACUUGCUCAAGAAGAAGCCGACAAGAAAGCUUUUGAACUCGCUGAAAAACAAAGAGUUGAAGAAGAAGCAAAAAGACUUCAAGAAGAAAAAGCAGCACAAGAGGAAGAGGAAAGAGUUGAGAAAGAGCGUCGCGAAGAAGAAAGACUGCACCGCGAAGAGGAAAAUCCGAAAAGGAAGAAGCCCAAAGAAAAGCCAUAG